ACGUAGGUAUGAUAUGUUUGCAGUCAGUCUGCCUUACGCUUUCGACUUGUGUUGAGAUCGAGUGAGCUAUGCAGACAGCAAAGCUCGCUCGUGCGUCAAACAUAGUAACUUGGAAUAAAUGGUUUAUGACAUGUAUGGGCUUGUGGCCGUUGAAUGUGAACAAUUUUUUAUAUGUAUUCUUCACCACGUAUAUGAUAAUUUAUUGCUCUAUGGCAGUGAGACAUUUAUUGAAACAUUUCGGUCAAGCGGAAAGCAUCAUUGCAAAUUUGACGGAUAACAUUUUUUUAUCAAUGAUAAUAGGAAAAAUGUUUAUAUGCAGAAUGAGUUGCAAAGACAUGACCAAGUUUCUAAAAGCUAUUAAGGAUGACUUUACGACACAUAAUUACACCAGUGUACAAGAAGAAAUGGCAUAUUUGCGUUAUAAUGAACUUGCCUUAAUAUUUACGAAAUAUUCAAUGUCCAUAUCAGCAUUUACAGCUACGAUGUAUUAUCUAAGGACGUUUAUUAUAAAUUGGAGGCAAUUUCUGACCGGCAAUUUUUCGUACGAUGAAUUACCAUAUCCAGUUCAGCCAUUCUUCGAGAUUAAGGAUACCACCACCUAUGCAUGCGUUUCUGCUUAUCUGUUUAUAACUGUGCCGAUUAUCAUAUGUGGUUACGCUGGAGCGGAUGCCUACGUACUCAGUAUGGUUCUUCACAUUUGCGGCCAAUAUGCCGCUUUAGCGUAUAAAGUUGAUAAUUUGUUACGACAUCAAGAGAAUUAUCAACGUAACAUUGGUAACAUCGUAAUAAAACAUCGCCUACUUAUAACAUUAGCAGAGAUUUUAGAAAAAAAUUUCACCAUUAUAUUUCUUCAGCAAACUCUGGGCACGAUACUUUUACUGUGUUUAACUUUGUUUCAUAUGAUUACAAAUUCAGAACACGGCGAUAAUGCUAGCGUUGUAGCUUUUAUAUUGUAUACAUUCUGUGUAUCUAUGACGAUUUUUGGAUAUUGUUACAUAGGAGAUUGUUUCAUUAAUGAGAGUGCUGCAUUACGUGAUGCAUUUUAUAAUACUGAAUGGUAUAAUAAUCCACCAUCAUGUACAAAAUUAAUCAGCAUUUGUAUGGUCCGAGCUGAGAAACCAAUGGUGUUGACUGCUGCUAAAUUCUUUCCGUUAUCAUUGAGCACAUUUACAAAUAUAGUAAAAACAUCAAUGGCAUAUUUGUCUAUAUUACGCAAUUUUAUGUAAAAUUUUAGUACAUAAUACAUUUACCUAUAUUCAGUACAUAAUAUAAUACAUUUGACCGAAAUUUAUUUAUGGAAAAUAAAAAUUAUAUAGACAACAAAA
Messenger RNA from Ooceraea biroi (clonal raider ant), 1325 nucleotides. Its product is annotated as odorant receptor 22c. Gene Ontology annotation, biological process: detection of chemical stimulus involved in sensory perception of smell; sensory perception of smell. NCBI's taxonomy places the organism in Eukaryota, Metazoa, Arthropoda, Insecta, Hymenoptera, Formicidae. The record is from RefSeq and is a predicted model, not a curated record. Gene Ontology annotation, cellular component: plasma membrane. Gene Ontology annotation, molecular function: olfactory receptor activity; odorant binding.